Sitophilus oryzae (rice weevil) is the source of this 3495-nucleotide messenger RNA. RefSeq lists its product as uncharacterized. The transcript has 2 exons. Lineage: Eukaryota; Metazoa; Arthropoda; Insecta; Coleoptera; Curculionidae. Gene Ontology annotation, molecular function: nucleic acid binding. The coding region runs from base 1 to 3495 and encodes 1164 amino acids. The record is from RefSeq and is a predicted model, not a curated record.
AUGUCUUGUCGUAAAUGUAAUCAACGUCAUCAUACUCUUUUGCAUUUUUCUUCAAGUAAUAUAGAACGCGCCACUCAUAGUCCCGAAUCAGCUUUACCUUCAACUUCUCGUGAAAAUAGCUUUAAUAAUAAACCUCACUUUUCUGGUACACCUUCUAAAACUGUAUUUUCAAAUCGCGAUGAGAAUUCUUCGUUGAAUCAGAGCUUCGCUGCGACAGGCUUGUUAUCUAAAUCUACAUCAGUUCUAUUAGGAACCGCGGUUAUCGAAGUAUUAGAUAAGUUUGGUAUAUAUCAAUCAAUGCGAUGCUUGCUUGAUCCUGGAAGUAUGACUUCAUUCAUAACAGAGAAGUCUGCUAAUACUCUUGGUUUACCAAAGGAAAGGGGACUUUAUGAAAUUCAAGGUCUUGAUAAUAUGGUUACAAACUCCGGGCAAGCUACCGUUACACUUUCAUUUCGACCGCUUAAUUGUCCGGAAUCAGUACUUAAUACUGACGCUAUUGUUUUACCUAAAAUUUGCGAUAGCUUACCUACUGCAAUUUUGCCAGCUUCUUCUUGGUCUCAUCUUAGCAAUUUGAAACUUGCUGAUCCGAAGUUUUAUGUACCUGGUCCUAUUGACAUUCUGCUUGGUGCUGAUGUAUACACAAAAAUUAUCCUAAACGGAUGUGUUCGAGGGAUUCACGGAGAACCAGAUCUUUUGAACACAAUUUUUGGGUAUGUUCCAAUGGGUAAAAUAGGUACAUUUUGUGAAACGUCUACUGUAACUUCAUUCUUUUGUAAUUCGCAUAAAAUUAAUACUGAUGAUAUUCUUACAAAAUUUUGGGAAGUAGAGUCAGUUCCUCUUUUGCCUAUGCUGUCAGAUAAUGAUCUUUUUUGUGAAGAACAUUUCUUAAAAACAUACCAGAGAAAUUCCGAUGGAAAAUUUGUAGUGCAUCUACCAUUCCGCGAUAACUUUCCUACUUUCCCCGGUAUUCGUCAACUUGCUGAACAGCGAUUUCUCUCUUUAGAACGUCGUCUAUUAAAAGAUCAAGAAUUGUAUAAAUCUUAUUGUCAAUUUAUGAAAGAAUAUCUUGAUCUGGGACAUAUGAAACCUGUCAGUCAUGAAACUGAGUUAUCUUCCGCUUCGUAUUAUAUUCCGCAUCAUUGCGUUUUAAAGCCUCAAGCUAGCUCAACCAAAUUGCGAGUGGUUUUCAAUGGUAGUGCGAAGCUCCCGAACCAAACCUCUCUCAACGAUCAUUUGUUUACCGGACCCAAACUUCAAAAAGACAUUGUUGAACUCUUAAUUCAAUUUCGCUUUCAUGUGUACGUUUUAUGUACAGAUAUUAAAAUGAUGUAUCGCAAUAUAUUGAUCACUUCUUCUCAACAUCAGUAUCAGAGAAUUGUUUGGAGAUUUUCUCGUAAUGACCCUCUUCAGGACUACGAAUUAAUUACUGUCGUUUAUGGUUUAUCGCCUUCGCCUUUCUUAGCCUUACGCGCACUUCAGCAAUUAGUCCUUGAUGAAGGAGCAGAUUUUCCCUUAGCAUCUCAUGCGAUUUCAAAUCAUACUUAUGUUGAUGACGUGGUUACUGGAGCCACCACUUUCAGUGAAGCUCUCGCCCUUAAAAAUGAACUAAUAGCUUUGUUUUCUAAAGCUGGGCUUGACCUUAGAAAAUGGGCAAGUAACGAUCCCAAUCUACUGAGUGAUCUACCUUCUGACUUUUUAUCAACUACUCAUAUAAAUUUUGAUGAUCCUGAAUCAUCAUUAAAAAUUUUGGGUCUUCAGUGGAAUCCCACAACGGAUAACUUUCAUUUUCAUUUUAACUCUCUUGACAGACCUUGUACUAAACGAAACAUGUUGUCAGAAUUAGCUCGUAUUUUUGACCCGUUAGGCUUCUUAGCUCCUGUUACCUUUUUUACUAAAACUUUAAUCCAAAAGUUAUGGUCGUCCCAUAUGGAUUGGGACCAACAGCCCCCUGACGAAAUUAUCCGUAUUUGGACGCGUUACAAAAAUGAAAUGCACUUGUUGUCUCAAAUUGACCUUCCCCGGAAGAUCCUAUUUUCCGAGUGUGAGAAUAGAUGUGAGUUGCAUGGUUUUUGUGAUGCGUCUGAAAAAGGUUACGCCGCAGUUGUAUAUCUUAGAAUUUUGAGAAACAACAAAAAAAUAGAUGUUCAUUUAGUUGCUUCAAAAACUAAAGUUGCGCCUUUAAAGAAGUUAACAAUUCCCCGUCUUGAGCUCUGCGCCGCUGUUCUUCUUGCUAAAUUACUCGCAUAUUUAGUACCCAUUUUUAAAACUAAAAUAUCUUUAGAUAAAAUUAUUACCUGGUCUGACUCUAAUAUUGUUUUAUAUUGGCUUCACUCUCCACCUAGUCGUUGGAAAACUUUUGUUGCUAACCGAGUAGCUUAUAUUCAAGACAAGCUCCCACACGCAACUUGGUUACACGUUGAGUCCAAGAACAACCCUGCUGAUGUUGCUUCUCGAGGAAUAUUUCCAUCAGAGUUUGUAAAUUUUAGUACUUGGUUUCAAGGACCUUCUUUUCUUCAUGAUCCUGAUGCUAUGUUAGGUUCAACCUCCGCAUGCGCUUCUCUAAAUAGUACUUCCGAAGAAGAAAAACAUACUUCUUUUUUCGCCGCUACUUCUGAAGAGAACUUUAUUGACCUUCUUUUAGAAAAAUACUCUUCUUUCGCUACUCUUCAACGUACCGUCGCUUAUGUUUUACGCUUCCUUUUUAAUAUAAAAAAUCCCCGUCAAAAAAGAUCGGGUCCGCUCUUAACUGUUGAAUUAAAUGAAUCAUUUACGUGUCUUGUAAAAAGGACUCAAUCGAUUUGUUUCCAAUCGGAAUUGAUUUCUAAAUCUUUUUCUAAACCAUUACGUAAACUUAAUCCUUUUAUUGACGAACAAGGAAUUGUUCGUGUAGGUGUUGAACAUGAAAAUAUUCAAUGGCAUUUUAAUCCGCCCGCUGCCCCGCAUUUUGGGGGACUUUGGGAAGCUGGUGUCCGUUCAGUAAAAACGCAUUUAGGUCGAGUAAUCGGACAACAAGUCCUGACUUUUGAGGAAUUAUAUACGACCCUGACCUUGAUUGAAGCUGUAUUAAAUUCACGUCCGCUCAAUCCCAUCAGUUCGGACGUCGAAGACAUUAAUGCGCUAACCCCUGGUCAUUUUUUAACUUUAGAGCCAUUGAACAGUUUACCUACGCCGAACUUUACUGCUGUACCAAUUAACCGUCUCUCUCGUUGGCAACUUUUACAACGAUUGCAUCGCGAUUUUUGGAACAGGUGGCAUAAGGAGUAUUUACAUUCGCUUCAACAACGCCAGAAAUGGCUUAAUUCCUCUGACGCUCCUUCUCUAGGAACGUUAGUUAUUAUAAAAAAUGAAAAUGCUCCUCCAUGCCAAUGGACCUUGGGUCGCAUAAUUUCGUUAAGUGAGGGGACGGAUGGUGUGGUGCGGGUGGCUCUGGUGAGGACAGCUAAGGGAACUUUGCAGCGUCCUUUAGUUAAAUUAUGUCCUUUACCCAGCAAUUAA